AUAUAACAAAACCCAUGGGAAGAAUAAGAAAGACAGAGGACGACAAUGCUCGAAAGAGGAAGGUGUAAACGGAACGAUAAUAUCGACAUACGCUCGCAAACAAGUGUGGUUGAAGUGAUCUGACCUUCUUCGUAGUAACCUUAACUUAUUAAGGAUGCUUACUACGAGCAACAAUAGAAGAAGAUUCGUCCGAGUCGUAACCUGGUCUUGAGAUAUCGGCAACCGUGAACGUAAGCAGCCUUGCAACGAUAAGCAGAAACAACGUAGUUCGACUACGGUGCGACGUAGAAAAUGUCGUGUUCGAGCGAGCUGUCCCGUUCACAGGAAUAUUUAAGCUUUCGUAGCUCUGUCCCGCUGAGGAAGAUUGUCGUCGACGCCGAUGGCACCAAGGGAUGGAAAGUGUACGAUUCUAGUCCAAAAACCAUCAAGUGUCCGCUCGUGUGUCUUCCGCCGGUUAGUGGAACGGCCGAUGUCUUUUUUAAACAGGUGUUGGGUUUAGCAGCCAAAGGAUACAGAAUCAUAUCGGCCGAGUCGCCCGUGUAUUGGAACGUCAAGGAGUGGUGCGAUGGAUUCAGAAAACUCCUGGAUUACAUGGAGUUAGAUAAGGUGCACAUUUUUGGCGCCUCAUUAGGUGGAUUUCUGGCACAAAAAUUCACGGAGGUAAAUGCUCACUGUCCCAGAGUUGUGUCGUUGGUCCUUUGCAAUUCGUUUACAGACACCUCGGUAUUCAGUUACAACGAAUCGGCGGGGGUCUUUUGGAUACUGCCGUCGUUGGUAUUGAAAAAGAUGCUAAUGGGAAAUUUUGUGGCGGACAAAGUCGACGGAGAGAUCGUAGAAGCGAUUGAUUUUAUGGUAGAGAGAUUGGAAAGUUUGACACAGCCGGAGUUGGCCUCUCGAUUAACGAUGAAUUGCGUCAAUUGUUACGUCCAGCCGCAGAAAAUGUGCCACUUGCCCAUUACGAUUAUAGACGUUUUUGACGAGUAUGCGUUGUCGAAUUCAGUGAGAGAGGAAGUAUACAAGUGUUAUCCGAAUGCCAAGUUGGCCCAUUUAAAAAGUGGCGGAAAUUUCCCGUAUUUAAGUCGGGCGGCAGAAGUGAAUUUACAUUUGCAGAUUCAUUUGAGGCAGUUUGAGGGUACCGAAUACGCUGCUUCUGAAAGAAGGAAGUCAUAACGCGACUAAAAUGCGACAUUGUAAACAAACGUUAUCAUAUCAACACUCAUAUAGGAUCUUCUACGUGUUCCAUCGACCAGCCUGAUUUACACGUUGUCAAUAAUGCAUACGUACUAAUACGUGUGAUUAUAAUAAAAGUCUUGAAACGUUUCUCAAA
Molecule: messenger RNA, 1327 nt
Organism: Frieseomelitta varia
Lineage: Eukaryota; Metazoa; Arthropoda; Insecta; Hymenoptera; Apidae
Product: maspardin-like
Exons: 8
Coding region: 292-1170 (292 amino acids)
Source: RefSeq, a predicted model, not a curated record